CUGUGACUCACUUGAUCUUUAUAUUGCGAGAGGGAACUCGCCGAUCUUUCUUAUUUUCGUUUUAUUGACAUUUUCCUCCUCUCAGCCCCCUUCUGAAGCAAUCCGAGCUCACAGCUGACACCAGCUGGAUAUCUUCACAUUUUCCCGUUGCUAAUCUCUUUCCGCGCCAGUCUCAACCUUCAGACCUUCAAAACUUGAGUUUCGAUACAUUGAAGUUCCAGAAUCAUUUGUGCCUUGGCAAAAGUGGUCCCCACGGAAGGAAGAUGGCGAUGCAACACUUGCUCCGGGUUCAUAGGGAAGUCCAAGACGUGAACGACGACUUUCAUUCCCUUCGAACAGUCCUGAGAGAGACCGAACACAAGUCAAAAUGGAACUUCAUCAUGUUUCCCAACGAUGGAGCACUCUCACAUCUCCCAUUAAUCGGCGAACUCGUCAUUCCCGAGCAAUACCCCAGGGAGCCGCCCGUGUUGCAUCUAUUCACCAGAACGCUACGGGGGAAUGUCGAUGUCUACCACUCCUACGCCAACAAUGAUACUCGCAGCACAAUGUGCUUCGAUAUUCUUCGUGCCGAAGCUCACGGCGGCACAUGGAAGCCAGAAUACACGAUAUCCUGUCUCUUUGCGAGCCUGAUGCAGGCCUUGGUGACGCCGAAGGUGCCUCAAGACUAUGGGCCCGACAAGCCUGAGUUUGUCACCAUGGCCAGGCUGGAAGCAGUGAAGCAAAGCGUGGAAAGGACAUACCAUGACCACAAGGACAAAAUCCCUCAUCUGCCUGUCAUACCCACUAUCCCUGCGGUACAUAUCCCGGCAAAGGCCCUCACUUUCACCCGACUCGGAAAGGAGGAAGUGCUGAAAUCUCUCGAUUUCCAAAACGAGGACAAGUAUAUCAGCCAGGCCAUUUACCUCCAGGACUAUGAUCAGCCGCAAUUCUGGUCCACUGUCUUGGACCUCAGGAACCUACAUCCCGGGGUGGUGUUUUCAGCAAUUCUCUCAAACAAGCCCGGGGCCGAUCUGGUAGGCAAGAAAAGUGACACUAUCCUGCUUCGAAAUGGAGUUACUGGGACCGCGGCGAAAAAGCGGGCGAACCUCCCUCUGGUAUGGUUCUACCAUGGAAAGCCAUUGAAUGAUCAGAACCUGUCUCUCUCUAUUACCAUCACCAAUGACCAGUUUACCAUGGCGUACAAGGAUGAGAACUCGGACAAGUUCUUGGUACAUGGCGAUACUCCAAUUUCCAAACUUGGUGAAGCCCAGAUUGGUGACGUGAAGGGGAUCCCAUUCUAUCUAACAAUUUAUCUGAAGCGCAAGUCCGGGGACGAAGGCUUUAUCAGUGUCCUCGACCAGAAAGAAAUGGGUUACAUCCAUGCAAACUUGACAACUCUCGCUGUCCACCAGCCCUUGACUCACUCUCCUAAAUCAAUCAGUCUGAAUCUGGGGAGUGAGCAGACCGCUCGACUCCAGGGGGUGAUUGAUUUCUAUGCCUUGGGCGUAGACUUCAAGGUGCAGCGAAGCCUCAUGAAGCCGGCAACGUUGACAUUGAUCUCGGCAGAUGAUGUGCCAUCGGAUAAGUACACCAGAAUCAUCAAAAACGUGUAUACCCCGCUGCGUGACAAGUCUAUCGAGGUUGAAGUCACGGCUAUUGCAGCUGAUAGACAUUGUGUGGUGUUGAUUUUGGAUAAUGCCCUCUGUUCUAAGAAGGAGACGGCGAAGCAGGAGGAAGAGGAAGAGGAGAAAGAGAACGAUAAGGGGGCACAUGUUGCAAUGAAUAAAUUGCUAUGUGUGACUAUGCGCUUGAGGGAGGAGUCAAUCAAUGCUGACUAUCCUGCCACAUUCGCUCAACGAAUCAUCGAGGAGCAUGCAAAGGACUGGGUUAACGUUGGUGACACAUACGUACAACUGCCCCAGCCGAUCAAGAUUACAUGCUAUCUAGAUUUUGAUGGCUAAGAGAGCUUGAAUUAUCAAAAAACAAUUUAAUGUCGAAUAUUUGGA
Molecule: messenger RNA, 1985 nt
Organism: Penicillium brasilianum
Lineage: Eukaryota; Fungi; Ascomycota; Eurotiomycetes; Eurotiales; Aspergillaceae
Source: the annotation of a GenBank genome assembly